AUGCAAUCGUCUUCAUCAAAUGGAAAUAUUGAUUCUCAAACUAAAAUUCCUUUAACUACAAGUGGAUCAUCAAUAGAAUCAGCACGUGAAAUUAGUUCACAAAUUUUAUCAGACAAAGAAGCUGAUAAUUUAUUGAUGAAAUUAUUCAAUUGUAUUACGAUAGAUUCGAGAGAUCGGAAAGUGGUAAAUGAUGUGCUCAAAGAUAUUGGCAUUAUUGAACGGAUGAUUGCACGUUCUAAAGAAAUAUUGCAAAAAGAAUGUACCCUCUUGGAAAUUACCGUACCGGUCAAUAUUUGCGGUGACAUUCAUGGACAGUAUGUGGAUCUUUUGCGAAUUUUUCAACAGUGUGGUCGACCACCCUAUGAGCGAUAUCUUUUCAUGGGUGAUUAUGUUGAUCGUGGUCCAAAUAGUUUGGAAGUAAUAUGCUUAUUAUUACUUUUAAAAAUUCGCUUUCCGGCAAAAAUUUUCCUCUUACGAGGAAAUCAUGAAUGCUCAUUCAUAAAUCAAGCUUAUGGUUUUCGGGAUGAAUUAGAAGAACGAUUUCGAAAUGGUGGUUUAUUAUGGAUCAAAUUUCAGGAGUUAUUCAAUUGGUUACCAUUUGCUGCACGUAUUAGCAAACGUAUACUUUGUAUGCAUGGUGGUUUAUCACCAAAAAUGACAAAUCUUGAUGCUUUACGACAUUUAAAAAGGCCAGUGGAUCCAAUUGGUGAUAGCAUAGAAGUUGAUUUGUUAUGGUCUGACCCAGAUAAAAAAAUGUCAAAUGGGCCAAAUGAUCCAAAUUUUGGACCAUCAUUAAGAGGCAUUUCGCAUCACUUUAAUCAAAGUGCCGUAUUAGCAAUAUGUCAACAGUGUAAAUUAGACUUUAUUGUACGUGCACAUCAGGUUGUACAGGACGGCUAUGAAUUUUUUGCUGGUCGCCAUUUGAUUACAAUUUUCUCGGCUCCAAAUUACUGCGGUAAAUUCAACAAUAGCGGUGCCGUCUUAGCAGUUGAUGAAGAAUUACGAUGUUCAUUCGUUACAUUAACACCAAGCAAAUAUCGGUUAAAAGUACGAUUAAGUAAGCAAGAUGAAGUGGAUAUUGAUGAUGCGAUAAAUGAAGAAGAUGAUAAAAUGUAA
Molecule: messenger RNA, 1116 nt
Organism: Loa loa (African eye worm)
Lineage: Eukaryota; Metazoa; Nematoda; Chromadorea; Rhabditida; Onchocercidae
Exons: 7
Coding region: 1-1116 (371 amino acids)
Cellular component (GO): nucleus; cytoplasm
Molecular function (GO): protein serine/threonine phosphatase activity
Source: RefSeq, a predicted model, not a curated record